Molecule: messenger RNA, 3591 nt
Organism: Syzygium oleosum
Lineage: Eukaryota; Viridiplantae; Streptophyta; Magnoliopsida; Myrtales; Myrtaceae
Product: MDIS1-interacting receptor like kinase 2-like
Exons: 2
Coding region: 19-3309 (1096 amino acids)
Biological process (GO): protein phosphorylation
Molecular function (GO): protein binding; ATP binding; protein kinase activity
Source: RefSeq, a predicted model, not a curated record
UCCCCCCUCCCCCAAAUCAUGGUUUCUUCCUUAUUGCUGUCCACCCAGUCUCCUUUAGCUGUCUUCUUCUUCUCACUUUGCUUGGUCGGCACCACUUCAUUUCAGGGGGUAGGCGUUUCUGCUUCCUCCACUCCUUUGUCCACCGUCCACGUGACCGAGAAUAAGGAUGGAGCAGAGGCUCUCCUUAAUUGGAAAUCCACUCUUGACAACCAUAGCCAGUCUCUCCUCUCUUCAUGGCACGGUGACAAUCUUUGCCGCUCUACCGGCGUGGCUUGCGGCAACUACGGAGCCAUCACCCAUCUAAAUCUUUCCUCUCUCGGUUUGAGAGGAACUCUACACGGCCUCGACUUCUCGCGCUUAACAAGUGUGGUUAGCUUUGAACUUUCCAACAACUCGAUCUAUGGCUCAAUUCCCUCAAGUAUCGGUAACCUUUCCAAACUCAACUAUCUUGGUCUUUGCUUCAAUGAACUGUCGGGGGACAUUCCUCCAAGUUUAGGUAUGCUAGAGAGUAUUCAUUAUUUGGAACUAUGUGCAAACAACCUGAGUGGACACAUCCCUCAGGAGAUUGGACAGUUAGAUUCUCUUUUGGAACUUGGUUUUUCCAGAAAUAAGCUCACCGGUCCUAUCCCUGCUUCACUAGGGAACUUAAGCAGCUUGAUUUAUCUUUUCCUAUGGCAAAAUCAACUUGUAGGGUCCAUUCCUGUUUCUCUUGGAAAAUUAGGCAAUUUAACCGGAUUAAGCAUUUCGAGCAAUAAAAUUUCCGGUUCCAUUCCCAAAGAGAUAAAUGACUUGAGGAAUUUGGAAAUUCUGUACAUAGGGGAGAAUAGACUUUCGGGACUCAUACCUUCAGAAAUCGGGAGGCUCACUUCUCUUAUUGAACUUAGCCUAGCAAAAAACAAUCUCACCGGCUUAAUUCCUCGUUCCAUCGGAAACUUGACAAAUUUAUCUGCUCUUAUCCUCUCUGAAAAUGAACUUUCAGGACCGGUACCUUCAGAAAUCUGGAGCCUCACUUCUCUUAUCCAACUCUUUCUAUCAGAAAACAAACUCACUGGCUCAAUUCCUCGUUCCAUUGGAAACUUGACAAGUUUAUCUGAACUUUUCCUCCUUCAAAGUGGACUUUCAGGACUAAUACCUUCAGAAAUCGGGAGGCUCACUUCUCUAACUGUACUGGACCUUUCCGACAAUAAAUUCGUUGGUUCCUUGCCUUCGGAAUUCAAUAACUUAACACAGUUGACUUAUUUUCAACUAUAUAAUAAUGAACUAGAGGGGGAACUGCCAGAAGAUUUAUGCCUUGGGAGAUCAUUGCAAUAUUUCUCCGUCAACAAUAAUCAUUUCACUGGUCCCAUCCCCCCAAGCCUAAAGAACUGUAGCACAUUAAUUAGAUUGGGGGUCGCUGGAAACCAAUUUACUGGAAACAUAGCAGAUGCUUUCGGAAUAUAUCCACAUCUAUAUUUUAUGGACUUGAGCCACAAUCAUUUGACUGGCGAACUUUCGUGGAAAUGGGAGCAUUGUCGUAAUUUGACGAGCUUGAGGAUAUCAAACAACGACCUCUCUGGUGAGAUACCCGCAAUAUUUGGAAGGAUGGCUCAAUUACAAGUACUGGACCUUUCUUCAAAUAAUUUAAGCGGAGAGAUUCCGAAGGAAAUGGGAAGCCUGUCGAUGUUGUUAGAACUCGACCUAAGCAGCAAUGCGAUCAUGGGAAAUGUCCCAACUGAGAUUGGACUUCUAUCCCAUCUAGCACAUCUAAACUUAGCCUCAAACAAUUUGAGCGGAUCAAUACCGGUGCAGCUAGGCUCAUGCAAAAGCUUGUUGAGCUUGAACUUGAGCAUAAACAAAUUUCGAAGAAGCAUUCCUCCUGAGAUAAGCAACACACAAGUCCUCGAGGUUCUUGAUCUGAGUUAUAAUAUUUUGUCUAAAAAUAUACCGAGAGAGCUUGCAUUACUGAGAAACUUGCAAGUUCUAAAUAUCUCCCACAAUAGCCUAUCUGGUUCCAUCCCACAUACUUUUGGUGAUAUGUUGGCCUUGACUUCUAUUGAUGUAUCUUACAAUGACCUGGAAGGUCCUCUCCCUAAUGUCAAGGCUUUCAAUGAGGCUCCAUUUGAGGCAAUUCAGCAUAACAAAGGGCUCUGUGGAAAUGUUGUUGGUUUACCGAAAUGCAAUUCUACCGGGAACAAGAAACGUAAUCGGCACGUUGGAGCUAGAAUCACAUUUAUCCUCAUUCUCUCGUUCUUGGGGUUUCUCCUUCUCUCUUGCACCUUGAUUGUUCUUGUAAUCGUCUAUCAUCGUCAAAGAAGGAUUAUGAAGAGAGAGAACAAUGAGCGGGCAAAUGAUUUGGAUUUCAUGAGUAUUUUGAGUUAUGAUGGCAAAGUUUUCUAUGAUCGAAUCGUUGAAGCCACGGAAGGAUUUGACUCCAAGUACUACGUGGGUGAAGGAGCAUAUGGAAUUGUUUAUAAAGCCGAGAUAUCAGAAGGUCAAACGUUUGCUAUCAAGCAAACCUUGUCAUCCCAGGAAGAUGGUGAGAUCAUUGAUUUGAUACCAUUUGAAAGGGAAAUUGAAGCCUUAACAAAUAUACGUCACCGCAACAUCGUGAAAUUUUAUGGCUUCUGCUCUCAUGCUCAACGCUAUUUUUUGGUGUAUGAGUACAUGGAAAGAGGAAGCUUGAGGAUAGUUUUGAACGAUGAUGAAAGAGCAAGAGAAUUUCAAUGGGACAAGAGGGUAAAUGUGGUCCGAGGAAUUGCGGAUGCGUUGUCCUAUAUGCAUCACGGAUGUUCACCUCCGUUGUUACAUCGAGACUUGACUAGUAACAACAUUCUAUUGGAUCUCGAUUAUGAGGCUCAUGUUUCUGAUUUUGGCACUGCAAGAUUAUUGAGGCCGGAUUCAUCAAAUUGGACUGCCAUUGCUGGCACCAUCGGGUAUAUUGCUCCAGAGCUGGCUUAUUCUACAGUUCCUACUGAAAAGUGUGAUGUAUAUAGCUUUGGAGUCGUUGCAUUAGAGACAAUCAUGGGAAAGCAUCCAGGAGAUCAUGUCUCUCGAGAAUGUUCAUCGACCACUCAAACUAGGUCGAUGAUGUUGAAGGAUGUGCUAGAUCAACGUCUCUUGCCUUCUAGACUUGGCCUUCGAGAUGAGCAGGACGUGGUCUUGAUCGCCAAGCUAGCGUUUGAGUGCUUGCAAGCCGAUCCGAGGCUUCGACCGACCAUGCAACAAGUCUCACGUGAGCUUUGCUUUCAAGUACCCCUGAAUAUGCCGCUCUCUGCAAUCAGUUUAGAGGAACUUCGCGAUCUUAAUGUUAACAAAUUCAGAGCAUUCUAGAAGACGGUAAGAUUUGAAGUUUUUCAUGUGUUAUUUUGUUCGGUUUUCAAUUAUGGUGACGAUCGCCUUUUGAAUAUCUUCUUAGUUCUCACCAAUCCCAACCAUGUGAUUUUUUAUUUUUACUGCAGAGAUAUCUUCUCUAUGAACGCUACAGAAAUAGUGCGAUGUUUGUAGUUUGAAGUCGUGGUACCAGAAAUAACCAUGGGAAGACUUUUGGGAAGAUCCCAUUUCACAAUUAUUUCCAUCUUUUUAUCGGAAAAUGCACUGGAUCAACAUCUCUUG